AUGUUUGAAGUUCACGUUAAAACACUCGAUGGUGAAUCCAAAACCUUCCAAAUCGAAGACGACGAUUUCACAGUAGCCGCCUUCAAGCAAAGGAUCACAGAAGAGAUGAAUAUCCCAAUUGAAAGGCAGCGAUUGAUCUUUCAAGGAAAGGUUCUUAUCGAUGACAGAAAAUUGAAAGAUUGUGGUGUUGCGUCAAACACUAUCCACUUGGUCCCUAGACCUCCACCCCGACUAAAUACCGAUGCGACCGCCUCAUCUUCAGGUCCAAGUGGCUCUCACCAGCAGCAACAGCCUCCCUUUAAUCCGUCAAACUUCAUGAAUUUCCGACAAACCAUGAAUUCCCUUUUUUCAUCUGGGACAAACUUUUCUCCUGCUGGGAACACUUCUUCAAUGCAAACAGAUGGCGGCGGUAACAUUGACAUUGAAGUAAACAUUUCCUUCGGAGAAAUGUGCAACAAUCACUUCCGACAGCUCCAACGCCAAACGACGCAGUUAUUGAAUGCACUGGAUGGUGUCAGACCCUCUGUCUCGACCACAUCAGCUCCAUCUACCAACGUCGAUGAUCGCGCUACUGCUCCCACCGCUGCUUCGGAGAGUGCUCAAUCAAGUUCAAGUUCGACGUCACAGCAAACGACUUCACCGCUAAAUUUUCAGCGUCUUGCAGACAUGCUGGCUGAACAAAGACAGCUGUGGCAAAGACUAGAGCCUCAUAUGGACCGGUGGGAAGCGAUGUUGCGAAGUGAACACGAACUUCGAACAAGGGCUUCGACCCAUGGGGGAGGCGAGGAAUGUAACUCCGAUGUUGCUGCUCCUGAUGCUGAUGCGGCUUCCAAUACUGCUGGUGCUGACGAUAUCGAGUCGGCAACCACACCUAUGGCGCAAGAGCAGGAGCCUAUGGAUACUUCUGAGUCCUCCACAAACGUUGACUGGUCUCAGGGGUUUUUCAAUCAAGUCAGUGCUCUUCUCCAUCUUCACGCCCACAUGCUUCAUCUCCUCUCCGACUUCUAUGUCAUUUCGACCAGUCCACCGACUGAUCAGCCGACCACUGGUUCAUCUGACGUCUCUGCAUCUUCACCAUCGCCUGCACCUUUAGCUGAAGCUCAAACGGCCUCCGCUCCCACAACUAGACCUCAUCAUAGUCGCUCUCUCGUCAUUAACGAGCCAGACUCGUCCAUUCUCUAUGCGCAUAUCAACAUUGAACCGACGGUGGUCACCAUAGCUAGACCGGUGGUCAGCCUCUCGCGCGGGGACACUGAGGAGCCUCGAGGACGAAGAAGUCAGUCAGCCAAUCCACCCUCUUCUGCCCCAUCUGGUGCUGAUGAACGUACACCUGUGGCCCGUUCAGGAACCGAAGCUCCAAGUGGCGGUAUGAGCAUCCCGACCGCUGUGGUGAUUGAAACACCGGUAGGACGCACGGCUCAGGCUGCUAUACUUGAUCACCUUAUCGAUUCCAUAUCGUCUCGUGCUGUAUCACACCCAAGAACGCCCCAGCAGCAGCAGCAGCAGCAGCAGCAGCAAGGAGAAGGGCAGACAGCAGCCCCAAUGGGGUCACAGUCACGUGUUCGGAAUACCGCGUCUUCGGGAAAUUCUCAGCGUUCCCCCGCUUCCGUUCUCACUGGCCUCCUACCGAGUCGUCAUGGCGAUACCUUCCUGCCAUGCAACUCGCGCCACUUCUCUGGAACUCCAGCUAGCGCUUCCCACGUCCCCGUCCGUCGCAGACGCUCUUACGUUGGUCCUACAUCGAGAGAUGGGGCCUCAACACCUCGCAGACAAUCCCUCGGUACUGCGUCCCGCCGGGGUCGAUCGGCUGGCGCUCAAAUCGGUACGAACUCAACAGCUAGCGCCUCAGCUCCUUCAUCCACCACGUCUGCUAACACACCGCGGAGGUGGCUCACGCUUUAUCAUCAUUACUUACGUUAUUCACAUCCACCCAUGCAGCCACCUUACCCCAAUUUCCUACGUUCGAUGGCCUCCGCAGUUAGCUCCGGUGGCGUUAAUGCGGAACUUUUCAACAGGGCUAUUGGCGAUGUGACCAAUCAGUUGACGCAGCUAGUGGCCCAUGGCAUUGGUUCGGGCUUCGGUGCGGCUACCGCUUCUACCACCUCCGGCUCCACCACGGUCGGACCCUUCACCUGGAUAAUUAAUAACCCUCAAAAUGGAGGUGUCCAGUUCAUUCCACCACCCCAAUUCUUCUUUCACACGACGACCGGCGGUAAUGCAUCACCAUCAGAAUCGGGUUUCCGUCUUACCAUGCUUCCUGGCCUCCUGAUUGACAGUCUCAUUCGAUCCAUGUGGUCCUUCAUUAUCGAGCUGGCGCGAGGUCAACUUUCACCGGAGUCAUUGCCAAACGUGGAUCUAGACGGUUGGAGAAACGGUAACAACUUCCCCUUCAUCAACCGCAGCGAUGAAAUCUCACGCAUUCGCUCGAUGUUGGUGGCCUUAGUCGACAGUUUACAUUUUGCCGCGUCCGAAAGGCAGGAGGAUGGCUCAAACUCUGUACUCCGCCAUGCUGUGGACCGCGUGAAUCCUCAUGUGCAGCGUAUGCUUGAGCGCAACCUCGAUCCGCAAAGCUUUAAUGUGCGUCCUGAAUUGGUCGAUCUCCUGCUCAAUGGUCACGCCACUGACGAGGCUGUUGACAACAUUCCGGAGCGCGAUAUUGUGGCGUGGGGAACGUCGCUUGCGGUGCCUCUUGGUGUGGCGCCUCUAGAUUUGCGUAGGAGUUUGCACAACUUUUUGACGGACAGCUUGUCACGUCAGCUCCCUCUGUGGCGCGACAUCGGAUCUCACGGUGUCCUCGGCACCAUCAUGACGAACUCGUUAAACGCCAUCAUGUUGGACUUAUUCGGCUUCUGUGACCUCCUCGUACAACGGGCCGUUGAACGUUUAGGCCUCCGACUGGAUUCUACCGCUGCAUCAGGUUCUGCUGAAGCCGAGGGAGCUGACAGAGUGGCGACUUUCGGCCAUGCCAUGUCCUUUGAACCCAUGUUAUCUAUGUUGAGGGAUUUUACUAGCUCGUUGCGUGAGGAUGGCAGAGAACGUGAAGCUAUGAAUUUGAUCCAGCGAGGUUUGGAUGCCGUCAUGAGAGAGUACUUGGAAAAUGGGGUGGCUCGUUUCGUCGAAAAUCGUGAACGGAUGCAGUCUUACCUCGUCACCAGGCCACUGCCUGCCUCAUCCACUAUUUCUCCCCCUCCUUCUGAAGCUUCAUGUGCAAAGGUUGAUGUUGCAGACGAUUCAGACGUCUCAGAGGUUUACAUGGACGCCAGUGAGGAUGCUCCGCUGGGUUCUCCUUCAACUGCCACUGCCGCCACUGUGUCGAACGACGCCGCUACCAGGGCUGCGAGAGCCGAAGCCAUUGGCUCGGCGGCGCUGCCUGAGUGGGACACAGAUUCGGCGAGUUUACCAACUGAUCCGCUGGCACCGAACCCGGAUAGCGAGUGGCUUGCAUCCUCAGAUGAAUACUCUCCACUACCGUCCACUCCCGCCUCCUUCCCACCUGAGUGGACCACACUUGUAGCCUCCGAUGUGACUCAAAUGGCGGUGGCCUCCUCCGCCGCUGCCGCUGGUAGUGGGGAAGCAGAGGAAGCGACAUCGGAAGGUGACGAUGCAUCACCUGCUGUGCGACGUCUCUCCGACGCCUAUAUUGCUGGCAUGCCGAGCAAGCGUCGACGGGUGAUGUUGGAAAGGAAGCAGAGCUUGGCCUGUCCAGCCAAUCAGCUCUUCAUGACCCUCCUCAAGGAGGCGAUGUCGCUUGCACCACCUCCAGCAUCCCCGGCAAUAUCGACAGCUGAGAUGGCUGCGGCGACAACGGCGCCUUCAACGGCAGCAGCAACGGUGGGUGACAGCGAAGGGCCAGAAUUGAGGCAGCCACCACCACAACACGUCUCCGAGGCUUUCAGGGCCUACGUGUGCGAGCAGCUCUCACGUCGUAUCGCCACCGACCCCGACUUUGACGCACAGCGACACCCCGCGGCUAAAGAGGCCUUUGUGAUCGCAGCAUACGAGUUUACGAAGAAGACUUCCGAAAUCGAGGAGGCAGUGCAAGUUGGAUAUUCUAAGAUGUGCAGGCCAUUCCGGAAUGGUGCGGUUGUGCCGACAUCGUCUCCUCUGAAGCUGCUUUCCAGGUACCAGGCAGAUGGGCAAGUACCCUUAAGAACGGCUAUUGGUGUACUUAAUAUGCUCUCGGGAGAACACCAUCGAACCCGUAGCACCACAUCUUAA
Molecule: messenger RNA, 4218 nt
Organism: Echinococcus granulosus
Lineage: Eukaryota; Metazoa; Platyhelminthes; Cestoda; Cyclophyllidea; Taeniidae
Product: Large proline-rich protein BAT3
Exons: 17
Coding region: 1-4218 (1405 amino acids)
Cellular component (GO): BAT3 complex
Molecular function (GO): misfolded protein binding; polyubiquitin modification-dependent protein binding
Source: RefSeq, a predicted model, not a curated record